GUGAUCGAAAUGAAGGAUAAAAUCAUUUCACCGGGGAUAUUCAAGAUCGUUAUGGACUCCAUCUACACUGGUGAUCUUUAUGUUAACCAGAAGAGCGUAUUUGAGGUUCUUUUCACAGCUAGUCAGCUUCAGGUCGCAAGUGUAGUUCAAUUGUGUUGUGAUUUCAUAAAGAAGGAAUUCAUAGAAAACGGAAUUGACGUGAAGAACUACUCCGUGCUUUGCACAGUCGCCGAAAGACUCGGUCUGAGAGAUCUACAAGAGGCAGCCGAGACCAAGAUGGCACCCUUGUACAAAGAUGUUUGCGAAAGUAAAGAAUUCCUGACUCAUAUCAGUGCAGCUCAGCUACUCAGCCUUCUUGGUCGAGAUGACCUCAAUUCACCCUCCGAAGCUUUCGUUUUCAAAUCGGCGAUGAAGUGGAUCAAAUGCAAAGGUGAAGAAAGGAUGGAAGUUGCUGGAAAAGUUAUCGGAGCUGUUCGUCUUGGGCUGGUAGACGUGAAGAUUGUGAUUGAAGAGUUAAAAACAGAAGAAAUGCAGCGAGUUCCGGAGGUAAACAUGAUACAUCUGCAAGAAUCCAUGAUGCAUCACGUCAUGCCUUCUCAUGAGUUUGCUGCUGAGAAAGUGAACCUCGAUCAAUGAGUUCUAUUGAAGUCAAACGUCCAACGCACUAUAUGUCGUUUAAUCGAUUUCACGAAAUGUACGAUACAAGUCAAAGCGAUGCGAAGCGAGCGGUAGAAACGUUGUAUAACUAGGACGGCUAGGAACACGAAAGUCAAAAGCGGAGAAGACUGUAAGCGAACUUGAUAAAAAGAAACGUAACGAUGGAAAAACACAAGUCAACUGAGCAAAAACGCAUGCAAAGGGGCCUUAACGAGACGAAAUUAUACGAAAACACCUAACAGAAUAUUGAUUAGGUAAAAGCGAGAAAAAAAAACACAAAGAAUGCUGUAACGAGAGAGGAAAAAUGCGUGUACAAACGAGAAAACAAACAAAAGAAACAAAUACAGCCAUGCGGCGGUAACAGA
Molecule: messenger RNA, 1022 nt
Organism: Stylophora pistillata
Lineage: Eukaryota; Metazoa; Cnidaria; Anthozoa; Scleractinia; Pocilloporidae
Product: kelch-like protein 36
Molecular function (GO): protein binding
Source: RefSeq, a predicted model, not a curated record